Molecule: messenger RNA, 985 nt
Organism: Rotaria sp. Silwood1
Lineage: Eukaryota; Metazoa; Rotifera; Eurotatoria; Philodinida; Philodinidae
Source: the annotation of a GenBank genome assembly
AUGAUUGCUAGUACAUUAAUACGUAAUUCAGUUAAUCCUGUAUGGCUUAAUGCAAAUACAACAUUAACUAAUUAUCAUCAAUCAUAUUCAACAAUUAAAAAAGAAGCUGCAACACAAACAUAUGGAAUUUAUUAUCCAAGUGCAAAAGAUAUUGAUUUAAUUAUAACACAAAAUAAAAAAUUAUUAGCUGAAAAAGAAUUGAAAGAAUAUCGUCCAAUAUUAACAUCUACAAGUCCAGGAAAAGGAUAUUGGCGACAACAAUUAAAUCAUAUUUGUGAACCACGUAUGGGUAAUAUGAUUCAUGCAACUGUACAUGAAAAUGAAUAUCAAGUAACUAUACAAACAGUAUUUCGUAAACCAGAAAAUCUUUCACAAUCACCAUUUUUUAUUAAUGAAACAAAUGAAUAUUAUCCAAUAAAUAGUGAACGAAGUUCACCAUAUUCAAAUACAAUUUAUUCUGAUAAUGAAUAUCCAAGAGAAAAAUCACAACGAACAAAAUCAACUCAUGCAUUAAUUCGAUUAUUUGAAAAAAAAAUAAUAAUUAUAAUAAAAAAAUCAUCACAUCAAAUCGAUAUAUUAAAAGAAGUUCAACGUUUAAUAAAAGAAAAAGCUGAUGUUAAUAUUAAAAAUAAAGAUGGUUAUACGAUUCUACAAUUGGCUAUACGUAAUGGAUAUUAUGAAUGUUUAGAAACACUUAUUAUAGAUGGAAAAGCUAAAUUAGAUAAAAAAGGACCACGAGGUAAUACAGCAUUACAUGAAUGUUGUUUAUUAGGACUUGAUGGUGCUGAACCAUUAAGAAUUCUUCUUAUACAUGGAGGUGAUGCAUCUUGGUUAAAUGAUAAAAAUGAAAGUGUUAUUGAUAUAGCAGCAAAACAAAAUUGUCCAGAAUUAUUACAAGCUUUUUCUAAAUAUCAAAGUGAAAAAAUGCUUAAACAACAUAUGAAAAAUUCUUAUGAUGAUCAUACAAGAAUAAAAACUAUUCAUG